Messenger RNA from Colius striatus (speckled mousebird), 5101 nucleotides. RefSeq names its product transmembrane protein 263 (gene TMEM263). The coding region runs from base 312 to 662 and encodes 116 amino acids. NCBI's taxonomy places the organism in Eukaryota, Metazoa, Chordata, Aves, Coliiformes, Coliidae. The transcript has 5 exons. The record is from RefSeq and is a predicted model, not a curated record.
GUCUGCGGGCGCCGACGGGGCGGGCGCCACGUCGGCAGCUGGGAAGGCGCAGGACUAAAGUCUGCGGCGGAGCGGAGCGGAAUACAGCCUUGGUCAGCCGAGCCGGCCGUGUUCGCCGGGCGGUGUAUGCAAAAUACUUCUUUGGAAGCAGCAAACUAGAAACCUUCACGGAGGAGCAUAUUUGCAGGGAGCCUGAAGAGGAACCUUCCUUAGGAUCCACUGCAGUCUGGUGACCAGGGGACUCUGUUGCAAAGUGGGACGUAUGAGCUUGAAUCUUAAUAGACAAAGGAGGCAUUGAAUUGUAGGGAAUAAUGAACCAAAUGGAUAAAAAUCAACAGGAAGUCCCAUCAUACCUUCAUGAGGAGCCUCCAGAAGGUUCAUUAAAAGACCACCCACAGCAGCAGCCUGGCAUGCUUUCUCGUGUGACUGGUGGCCUCUUCAGCGUCACAAAAGGAGCUGUUGGUGCCACGAUUGGGGGUGUUGCUUGGAUUGGAGGAAAGAGCUUGGAAAUAACCAAAACAGCGGUCACAUCUGUGCCUUCAGUGGGAGUGGGGCUGGUCAAAGGAAGUGUGUCUGCUGUAGCUGGAGGUGUUACAGCUGUAGGAUCUGCUGUUGCAAGUAAAGUGCCUUUAACGGGAAAGAAAAAGGAUAAGUCUGACUAAAACCAAAACUGAGACAUAGUCAAUUCUCCCAAAUAUUGCAUCAGUGGCAUUUAAGUCUGCUCAGAUUUGGACCAUGAGAAGCCAUGUGUCUUAGACACUCUUAUCUUCUAAAGAGUUGUGCAAGUAACUCAAUUUCAUCUGAAAAUGACAGAAGGAGCUUGGCUAGCACACCUAUGAAGAUUUGUUAGAGCCUAGAUUGAAGCUUUGUAUCGGGUGAAAUGUUACACUUGAUAACUAUAGAAGUAAGUGUAUCUGAAGGGAUAAUGCAUAUUUGAAUAUUCAUUUACUGAAAGGUUUUUUUGCAGCUUUGGACUAAAAUGUGAACAUAGAAACUCAGUGGUCCCUGCCAUACCAUCAGUAUGAUGAGAUGCCAUUUACCGUUCUCAAUGGUUUCCACGUCCUCCUGCUAUGGAUCCUUCGGCUGCAGAACGACGUCACCAGACAUACCCCAAUAGUUUGGGUUGGGAAACUGUAUUUGCAGGCAGCCUGUAAAUGAUCCGUAACCUCAGAACUGGACGUGUGCAGAAACUGGAGAGCAGGAGAUAGAAGUGAGAGAGACUUGAUGAUGUGGUAGAAGGGAUUAUAAAGAAUAAAUGAAGUUAACGCCUUAUUAAAAAAAACAAAAGUAUCUUUGUACUGGGUGAAGCUGUGUAAAGACCUUUCCUGUCGUUUCAGCGCCAUUCACAGAAUGAGCUUCAGACUUGAUAGCUGAAACCUUGUCAGUUUUUACUGAAAAUAAGAUUGCUCCAUCUCAGGUGUAUUUAAUGAUACGCAUCUAUCUCCAGCAAGUGGAAACUUGCUUCUAGUAAGCCUCUUACAAGCGCUAGGGAAAAUGAUGGCAUAAUGGAAACUGGACUGAUGUUUGCAGUCGUCUAGAUCAACGGUCUGACUUGAAAUAAAUUCCUUUUUGUACAGCUGGGAACCACUGAAGAACUAGCAAAGCUGUUGCCUCAGCUCUACAGUGUGCCAGGUGAGCUGCUGGCUCUGUUUAAGCAAAUGCAAGGAAUUUUUCACUACAUCUUUCUCUUAUACUUUGCAUUUUGAUUUUGGAGUAAAAUGCAAUACUUUUAUUUAAAACAAAAAAAAAAAAAAAAGAUGAGGCCUUAAGAGAAAAAAAAAAAAAAAAACAUCCACUUGUAUACUGACAGAGUCCCAACAUCAACACACCUCAGAUGGGAACAUCUGGAGUUCCUCUACAGCGUGUGAGGCAAAAUGCACUUGUAACAGCACAUCUGAGGCUGCCUUAAAAUAGAAGCUGUUGGUGAUCUCUUUUUUUUUUUUUUGUGUGUGUGUACUGACUUUGCAAAUAAGUAACCUCUUUGGAAGCCCAUAGAAGGCAGCUGUGAAUGUUAACCAGUAUUUUCUAAAACCUUGUGUUCCUCCAGAGAACUUCUGAGCAUGUAAGUUUCCUUUUUCAGUGGCUGUGGGUGUACAAGAAGGACAUAUAGAGAGACCUUAUAGAAACUUUAAAAAAAAAAAAAUCAAAACAUGUCACUUGUCUAAACUUGGUCCCAUAUUGGUGGGCAUUGAAAGUACACUAUGUGUAAAUUAUGGUACAGGAGUUGCUAUGUCUCUGAGCCAUUUGUACUUCAGCUGCACUCUGCAACAACUUUGAUGUUGGUAACUGUCUAUGUUGGCAGGAUGGUAUUGGUCAGCACAGGGACUGGGGAGGGAGAGCCAAAACCCAGCAAAUGCUCCUGCUCCUUUCCUUUAGUGCACCAACUGCUUAGCUCCAGUCUGCCACAGGGAUGUAAGGAAAUAAGUUUGUGCAACAAAUGGAAAGUAUUACCUGGCUGUUAAAAGGUAGUGGCAUAGAAUAUGGUGUGGUGUAAGGAUACCAUUUAGCUCUAGAAAAGAGCUGUCUUGGGCAUCAGAGGCCACCUGGCUGCAGCAAACCGUGUAGCAUGGUCUGCUCCCCUGUGGCUCCCAACAUAUCCUGCCACUAAACUCUGAAAUGUCACCUGUUUGGAGCACAGUGGUAUUGGUGACACUCAACUGAAUCCUUCCCAAUCGUCUUCUGGAAACAUAAAUGUCAUACCCCUUUUUUUUAAUGAUGUUUUCUCAUUUUUAUACUAUGAAACUUGCUGCAAGCAAGUGUGGUCUGAGAUAAGCAAUGUUAGAUCUGUAAAGAGCUGCCAACACUUUAUUAUGGUUUUUUUUCUUAACAUACUCUGUAGUUCUUAGUUCUCAAUCUUGUAACUGAAGCUUUAACAUGGUGUAUGGUUUUAGUUUUCAGAAAGAGCUUUGUCCUAUAUCCUGCCUAUUUUCCAUUCACUUACGAAACUUGCUUUGUCUUAAACUUGUUCUAAUUCUGUCCUGACACUUGUUAAACAUUAAAUUGUUGCUGUUUCAGAUAUUUGGGAGCUUCUUUAGUUGAUUUGUGGAGAAACGCAUACUUGGGUAUCAGUCUUCCCACAGUAUCAUGCCCCAGAGUGUCUUUUACCUGCAUCUAAAUUGUGCCAACCAGCUCUUAACAAACACUGUAACUACUCUGUGUAGACUAUGCAUAGACACAACACAGAAUCUCUUGUACUAAAUUCUCUUUUUUCAUGGGUACUAAGGCUUGGGGAUACCCUCUUUUUAAGAUGAAGUAUGGAACUGAGUUUUUCAGGGGAAAGUGGGGUUGCUCUUGUCUUGGGGUUGUUUUUGUGGUGGUUUUAUAUUGCUCUCCUUUUCCCAGCCCCUGUUUCAAAAGGGGAAAUGUUUGUGAAGACUGAUAUGUAUGCCUGGCUGCUCAGUAUGUCAUGAAAGGCUUGUCCACAGGCUUUUAUCUGUCAGACUAGACUUUAACAGUAUAAACUGGUUCACAUUCACUGUAACAGCAAGAGAUGAGGAAGCAGACUUCAGCAACACAUUUUGGUAGCUGGGAGCUUCCCAGAGGUUUUACUACAAAUGAAUCCCGUGAAGAAUAGAGAAGCAAGUCCCAGGUGUAGAGUUGUGAAUAAAGGACUGAAUAAGUUUCUGUCUGCCGGUAGAGAAAAGGAGCCUUUCUGCUUAUGCUUUUGUUUUGGACUGGGAGGAAGAAGUUUCAAGAUUUGGAAUGGCAAGUGAUUUUGUGGUAACUCCGCCUGUGACUCAGUUAAGGAAGUAUGUCACUGCUGGUUUGUUGUCCGUUGCCACUGGAAAUGCUGUGAGUGGUGGGAAUACGCCCUUUCAGGAAGGUUAAAAACAUACCUGUAGAAAGGCUGAAACUAAAUUUUCAGGGAAAAGGCUAUUCUACAUCUUUGUUUCCUUUUCAGUUCUGUGGUUCGGCCUUACAAGACUGUAUUAUGAAUAGCUUCAGAGAACUGAAAUGCCCCCUUGUGUCUGAGGGGAAGGAGGCUUUUGAAUGCAAAUAGUAUUGUGGUCUGCUUUAAUAGCUGAGCACUGAGGUACAGCCAGAAAGUGACAAAGACAUCUUCCUGUGAAUUUUUAGUAUGGCUAUCUUCCCAGUGUCCUCUUAAACAGUAACAUGUUUGGAAAAGUCAGCAAAGACAUGGCUUAGUACUGCAGCCUGAAUUCCAUCGUGUUGGUGCUACAUGCCUCUGCUUGAAUUCUGGCCAGGGUCACAUGUGCUCCUGUAAGUGUGAUGUUUCCCCCCUGCCCCAGGCUGCUCUCACAUCCACACUCGCCAGCAUGGCCAUCGGCUUAAGACCUUCAGCUGUUGAGAUCUUGGCACUGCCCCAACCAGAUGUUUCUGGCCCUUUCCAGGCUCGCAGUGGAUACCGUGACAGGCUAUAUCAAAUCAUCAUCUCACAGCCCACCCUCUAAACAAGUAAUUCAAUGCUGGCUUUCCUCAGCAAUUUAAAACUUUCCUUUAAGAAACCCUGGACUUGCUGCCAAAAUGUCUGUUAAAAAAUGACCUUGAAGAAUGGCCCAGAGCACGGGGGGUGUGGAACUGGCUUUUUUCUCCUGCUGACACGAGGGAACAUGUACAGACUAGUUGCUUAGGAAACUGUUUCUGAGAAAGGAAAUCACUGGUGAUCCUGAUACUAUUGAGAUGACCGUCAGGGAUGCCACUAUUUUAUAUUAUCAUUCCACAGCCUGUAAAUGAAAAUAAAUAAAAUCCCCCCAAGGACUUAAACACUGUCAGAGUUACUAUUUUGAAAGCCAGCACUUGUCAACAAUUGCCAUACGGUGUUAUCUGAGAAGCAGCAUCACCCAUAUAUUUAGAAACCGUGGCAGCUGUUUGCAAAUCUGGUAGUCAUUUUUAAUCACCAGUGGUUUGCAGACUAGACUUCUGUUACACCUAAUAUAAAAGCACAACUUCUUCCUUUCUCCUACAGCUGUCUUGAGACUCACUUCAGUCUCUCCCUUGCACUUUUCACUCCCCUCUUGGACAAGAGCAAGAAACGUAUUUCUUCCUGCCCUAAGUCUUUUGCAAAAGGAGUAAAUUUUGAAUUCUUAGAAAUGUAAAGGAGGUUGUCUUAACAGCUUCUUUACAGUAGGGCCUUGCUGGA